Messenger RNA from Macrosiphum euphorbiae (potato aphid), 342 nucleotides. The record is from the annotation of a GenBank genome assembly. NCBI's taxonomy places the organism in Eukaryota, Metazoa, Arthropoda, Insecta, Hemiptera, Aphididae.
AUGUUUAACCAAGUCAAGGCUCAAAAUGAAGCGAUCCGAAGUCAAAGUGAAGAGUCAAACAGGAAAUUUGAUUUAAUUCACGAUUCCAUCGAACGAACAUGUAGUGCACUUAACGAAAAACUUGAACAGAACCGGAUCGAUUUAAGUACGGACUUUAGAACCAGUCUUGCUGAGAUCAAUGAAAAGUUUGAGGGCAAUCGUAUAGAAAUUAAUGAUAGGUUCGACCACCAACAAAGCAUAUUAAAUAAGUUAGACUUAAAACUUGACAAGAAUAUUGAGGAAUUACGUGAAGAUCUAAGUUUCGCCAGUGGACAAUGUCAAUCCGACCAACAGAAACUUUGA